AUGCGAGUGAAGUUCGUGCGAACAUUGUUGGUGCUUGCUCUUCUCGGUAACAUAAUAAUAUGGCACAAAAUAUGGUGGCUAUUUACGUCCCAACACUUGUCGAAACCGGCAACCUCAUUGUCAUCAUCAACUCACGACACUCCUCAACGACUUCAUCGUCGAUUAGCGCGUCUUGUUACAAUAGUGGUGAGACAGUUUGAGACAUUUGAUAAUGAUGUUGCGUCGACGGUUGAAUCCGUCCUCAAUUCCUUUCCUGCCAUGUCCAUUCUCAUUGUUUGUAAUGAGCUGCCUUACCCGCCACUCGAAAUCAACUUUUCAAAUGAUACAUUCAGAAACGUAAGGCUGAUUAAUCUUCAGCCGGAAUUUAACAAGUCCUUUGAUGAGAGAAAUCCACUCUACUAUGUUCGCACGAAAUUCGUCCUAUUUCUGCCGGAUUCCACGAGGAUGUCGAGUAAACAAGUGAUACAGGAAGCUGUCACCAAGGCCUCUCGCACUGGUGCAAUAGCGAUACCAGUUGGUAAAAACCAGCUGGCAUGUCUGGAGCUGACUCUAAAAGUAAAGGAGUGGAGUCUGCGAUUAUCGAAAGUACCUGGUCAACUGUGUGACGCGAUAAUGGGACGACAUGCCAUCCUGAUAGACGUUAAUGCCCUGAAAAAACUACCGGAUCCAUUCAUGCUGCCGUUCAUGGAGAGUUUUUACAUCCAGACGAGUGUCACUGGCCUCAAGAUUCAGCUGAUGCAUCAUCAAUUGAACGAGGGGAAACCCCUCUUCCGGAGUCAGCAAUCCCAGUGGAAGCUCCAACAGCUCCACCAGCGACGGGAGAGAUCAAUGUUCGAGCGAUUUGGAAUUAAAAAAGUGACGAGGACAACCGGUUCCGUGGACUGGUUCGGUUGUUCCAGGGAAACCCAGCGUUGCUUUGGGUCAAUCGUGAAUGGGGUGCCCUCGUACCUCUACCAGAAUCGUUACACCCCACCCUGUUGCCUGGCAGGACUGAGAAAAGUCGCUCAACACGUGUUCGAUAACCUGGAGAGGUCAGGGAUCAGAUACUGGCUGGAGGGGAGUUCCCUCCUGGGGGCGAUGAGAAACGGAGACAUCCUCCCCUGGGACUACCAGGUGGAGAUAGGGGUUAAUCGAGAUGAUCUUAAUCGAUGCCCCUGGCUGGUUAAGGCCAGGAGUAAACCUGUAGCCGAUAACUACGGCUUCGUCUGGGAGAAAGCAACUGAGGGCGAGUUCUUUAAGGUUCAGUACUCGAAGUCUAAUAGAUUGCACGUCAAUCUCCUGCCGUUUUAUGUUAAAAAUGGCACGAUGAUGAGGGACUCGUGGUUCUUGAAGAACAGGGACUUCCCGGAGCAGUUCCUCCAUCCAAUGUCCAGCAUUGACUUCGCCGGGAGACAAGUGUCAAGUCCGAAUAACAUCAGGGAUUUCUUGGAGAUUAAGUAUUAUAAAGGGGUUGUGGAGAAUCCGGAGUUACCUGGAAAGAUAUUCAAUUGACUCGAUCAGUCAAACAAUCAACAAGAGCCUCCAAAUUGACUCUAAUUACCUUGGAUGAUUUUCACAUUGUAAUUAGAAAGUCAUUGAUUGUUUUUAAAUAGUCAUUAAAAUUCCUAAAACUCAAUAUUUCUUUCCUCAAACUGAAUUCCGAUCAGCAAUUGCAAUUACCAAUAAUUCGAAGGGAGUUUAUCUCUAAUUAUUGUCCCUUCAAUUUCAAUGAUACGAUCGAAAAUCAAUUUUUCAAUGUAUAGUGCCAACAUUAUCUCGAUUUACCAGCGAACAAAUUAUGAAUUUUUCUAUCGGAUGUCUAGGUAUUAUGCAAUUAAAAAAUCCACAUUGUAAACUCAUUAAAAUGGAUAUUAAUUUGUCAUUGGGUGGAACUGUAUAGAUAUGUCAAGGUUUAGGAAUAUUUUCUCUCGACAAAGUAUGUAAAUUUCAUUCAAUAAA
This is a messenger RNA of Diachasmimorpha longicaudata, 1938 nucleotides long. Its product is annotated as ribitol 5-phosphate transferase FKRP. Gene Ontology annotation, cellular component: Golgi apparatus. Gene Ontology annotation, biological process: protein O-linked glycosylation via mannose. The coding region runs from base 1 to 1491 and encodes 496 amino acids. The record is from RefSeq and is a predicted model, not a curated record. NCBI's taxonomy places the organism in Eukaryota, Metazoa, Arthropoda, Insecta, Hymenoptera, Braconidae. The transcript is spliced from 3 exons.